AUGAGUUUCUCAGCUCCAACAUCAUUAGAAGAUCCUGCUACAGCAUUGAGAAACAAGAAAUCAAGAAUAAUACCCCCAGAAAGAAGGAAAAAAGUUGCAAAAGCUUGUGAUUCAUGUAAGAGAAGAAAACAAAAGUGUAAUGGUGAUUUACCAUGUGGUCUUUGUACUCAAAAGAAUUUUGAUUGUACUUAUACAGGUGUCGAUAAGCGGAAUUUGAAACCUUCAAGAAAAUCAUCAGAAGUCCAUAACGAUGAUCAACAUGGUGCAAAGAAAGUACAAUAUAACAAAGUCAACAUCAAGGAAGAAGGUAGUCAAAGGCCCAACGUGAUACCACCUUCACUUCAACCUUUAUUCCACUUCCCAAUAGAUGUUGAAUCAACUGAAGAUGCAGUAGAAGAAUCAGGAGAUCAAGAGAAUAAGAAUGAAGAUAUAACUUUAGUACCAGAAGAAGAAGGAUUGAACUCAAGACUGCUUUACGAUACAACUGGUCAUUUACGUUAUAUUGGUGAAUCAUCACCAGGUCCUUUCUUAGCACAAUGUCGAAGAGUUUUUUCCAAAAUUUUAGGUGUGUCAAAAUUUACCCAUGACCCAGAAAGAUUUAGUAUUGUUGAUUCUUUGACACCAAGAGAUGUUGGUGUUUCUGUCAAAUUACCAGAGAAACAAUAUGCAGAUUAUUUAGUACAAUUGUUCAAAACUAAUGUUAGUGAAAUAAUUUAUGUUCUCAAUGAUGAUUUCUUUGAUCAAGAGAUUUACAAAAAAACUUUUGAAAAUCCCCAAAAUGCUAAACCUCAACAUUUAUGCUUACUUUAUUUAAUUUUGGCUAUUGGAUCUUUAUAUUGGGAUAUUGAAUUGAGAAGAAAUCUUUCAAAAUUCUCACGUGAACAUUUCGUUCAACCUCAACUAUACUAUCACAAAGCUUUGAAAAUAUUACAUGAACAUCAAAGUGAUUGUAAUUUAUGGUUAGUUGAAGCUCAUUUGUUAAUGUGUUUUUAUGACGAAUUAAGUAUGACCAGAAAUUCAUCAUGGAUCAAUUUAGGUAUUUCAAUACGGUAUGCUCAAGGUUUAGGUAUGCAUAGGAAAUAUGUCAACGAUGCUUAUAAAGAACCUGGAUACGCUUUACAUAGAAGAAAACUUUUUAGAAGUUUAUACAUCAUGGAUAGGGCCAGCUCAACUCAUCUUGGUAGAUCAUUGACUAUUAGUGAUUUGGAAUGGGAUGAUAAAGAUUCAUUAAUCCAUAUUGAUGAUUUACAAAAUGAGAUGCUUAAAGUGAGUAACCUUUCUGGGAAGAUUUUAUCAAAAGUUUAUUAUAACCCAUCAAUUGGUAUGAAGAAUGCAUUGAAAUUAGCAGUGGAAAUGAAGAAUUUCACAAUUAAUAGUUCUAUUGGGAAAAAUUUAGAUUUUAGAAAUGGUAAUAAUUAUGAUAAUAAUUCAGGAUUAUUAUUGGUUCAUGUUAAUCACUUAAACAGUGUUAUAUUACUUUCAAGACCUUUUUUUUUCUUUGUCAUAUUAAUCAAGUUGAAAUUCAUAAAAUUUGAUGAAAAAUCCAAAAAUUUUGCUAAAUUGAUGAAUUUUUACCAAUCCUGUAUAAAAGCAUCCACUCUAUUAAUCAAGCUUGUUGAAUAUCAUUUUAAUAACAAAUCAAAUCCAUUAAAGGCUUAUACAGUGACAUCUUCAUUAUUACAUGCUGGUGCAAUGCUAGGAUUGGUCUUAUUAUUACAAUCUCAAGAUAUUAAUGAUGAAUUUUAUGGAAACGAUCAAGAUAAGGCUCAAGCCCCAGAGAGUUCAAAAGUUGUUUGUGUGAGUUCAAUGAAAUCAGUUAUUAAGAUAUUGGCAUAUUAUGGUGAAAUUGAUCCAACACCAAAAAGAUAUUCAGAAAUUUUAGCCAAUAUGUUGGACGCUACGAAAGUUCAUCGUCACAUUACUGUUCAAGAAUCUGCAAGAAGACAACAACAACAGCAACAACAACAUCAAGAACAAUAUCAACAACAGCAACACCAGCUUCACCCACAAUUUAAACCUUUACCACAACAACCUCUCCCACAACAGGCACAAUCACAACCUAAUACCAUACCAUACCCAGGUCAAUUUCCACCACAAGGGAAUAUUCAUAGUAAUCUCUCAUAUUCUCAACCUCAAAAUUCAACUCCAACACCAUAUCAACAAAACUUUCAGGCACCUAUAAUUCAACACCAACAACAACAGCAGCAAAUUAAUCAACUACCAGUUAAUCCACAACCAACAUUACCUCAACCAAUACCUACACAACAACUUCCAGAAGCACGAUUCAGUCAACCACAACCACAACCACAACCAAGCCAAGGUGUUGAAGUUGAUAUAACUAACCUUAUGGGAUCAAAUACAAAUAAAAUGUUCAGUUCAAAUACAAAUCAAAGAUUUGAAGAUUGGUUAUUUCCAAAAUUUGAUAGUUUCCAAGAAAGUUCAGUUCGUACAUCAAGACCAACACCUCAUCAAAACCUUGGUAUUUCACCAUCUAACUCAUCAAGCUCUUCGGAUCGUUAUCAUUCAGAUGAUUUGAUAAAAGAUUUAUCAUCAUUGAAUAACAUUUCAAAUACAGGUUUAGGUAAUCAGUUCAUAGAUGAUUUUUUGUUCAAUGUUAUUGAGAAUAAUGAUGGACCAAAAUAA
Molecule: messenger RNA, 2643 nt
Organism: Hansenula ciferrii
Lineage: Eukaryota; Fungi; Ascomycota; Saccharomycetes; Phaffomycetales; Wickerhamomycetaceae
Product: Zn(II)2Cys6 transcription factor
Exons: 1
Coding region: 1-2643 (880 amino acids)
Biological process (GO): DNA-templated transcription; regulation of DNA-templated transcription
Molecular function (GO): DNA binding; DNA-binding transcription factor activity, RNA polymerase II-specific; zinc ion binding
Source: RefSeq, a predicted model, not a curated record